This is a messenger RNA of Drosophila santomea, 1973 nucleotides long. It is a transcript of the gene Shmt, whose product is annotated as serine hydroxymethyltransferase. Gene Ontology annotation, molecular function: serine binding; protein homodimerization activity; mRNA 5'-UTR binding. The record is from RefSeq and is a predicted model, not a curated record. The coding region runs from base 200 to 1846 and encodes 548 amino acids. Gene Ontology annotation, biological process: tetrahydrofolate interconversion; protein homotetramerization; purine nucleobase biosynthetic process. The transcript has 4 exons. Gene Ontology annotation, cellular component: cytoplasm; nucleus; cytosol. Lineage: Eukaryota; Metazoa; Arthropoda; Insecta; Diptera; Drosophilidae.
AUUUUCGGCGUCGAAUAUUUUGGAUGCUGGCCAAGAGAUAGCACAGCGGCCUUAUCACCGUGUCAGCGGGUCAGGGGUCACGGCUUAUCGUUAUCGCUUAUCAGUGCAGGCGUCCUCCCAUCGCCGGCGACUCUUUUCCACACAUUUUGCGGCAGUUCCCAAUCGAACGCAGACGUCGAUUUCACGGGGUUACAUAGACAUGCAGCUGGCGCGCUCUACACUGCCACAAAAGCUUCGCUUUUGCCUUAGCCGGGACCUGAACACCCAAGUUCAAGUUGGCAACCCGGUUAACGGGUUUCGCACAGCGAGAACGACGAGCGGAGCUUUAACUCGCGUCGCUUCCAAAAAUUACCAACACCAACAACAACAACAUCAUCCAUUGGCGUUCUUUGGGCCGGCGAUCAGACGAUAUUCGGACGCCAAGCAGAGCACUUUGAAGAACAUGGCCGAUCAGAAGAUGCUGCAAACCCCGCUGGCGGUGGGCGAUCCGGAGCUGGCCGAGCUGAUCAAGAAGGAGAAGGAGCGACAGCGCGAGGGUCUCGAGAUGAUCGCCAGUGAGAACUUCACCUCGGUGGCGGUCCUCGAGAGCCUGAGCUCCUGCCUGACCAACAAGUACUCCGAGGGCUAUCCCGGCAAGAGGUACUACGGUGGCAAUGAGUACAUCGAUCGCAUCGAGCUGCUGGCCCAGCAACGUGGACGCGAGCUGUUCAACCUGGCGGAGGAGAAGUGGGGCGUGAAUGUGCAGCCGUACUCCGGUUCGCCGGCCAAUCUGGCUGUGUACACGGGCGUCUGCCGGCCCCACGAUCGCAUCAUGGGUCUGGAUCUGCCCGAUGGCGGUCACUUGACGCACGGCUUCUUCACGCCCACCAAGAAGAUUUCGGCCACAUCCAUAUUCUUCGAGAGCAUGCCGUACAAAGUGAAUCCGGAGACGGGCAUCAUUGACUACGACAAGUUGGCGGAGGCGGCAAAGACUUUCCGGCCGCAGAUCAUCAUUGCGGGCAUCUCGUGCUACUCCCGGCUGCUGGACUACGCACGAUUCCGUCAGAUUUGCGAUGAUGUGGGCGCUUACCUGAUGGCCGACAUGGCCCAUGUGGCGGGCAUUGUGGCCGCCGGUUUGAUACCAUCGCCAUUCGAAUGGGCGGACAUUGUGACCACCACCACGCACAAGACGCUGCGCGGUCCACGCGCCGGCGUCAUCUUCUUCCGCAAGGGUGUGCGCAGCACCAAGGCCAAUGGCGACAAGGUGCUGUACGAUCUGGAGGAGCGCAUCAACCAGGCGGUCUUCCCCUCACUCCAAGGUGGUCCGCACAACAAUGCCGUUGCCGGCAUUGCCACCGCCUUUAGGCAGGCCAAGAGUCCCGAAUUCAAGACAUACCAGACGCAGGUGCUCAAGAACGCCAAGGUCCUGUGCGAUGGCCUCAUCUCGCGCGGCUAUCAGGUGGCCACCGGCGGCACCGAUGUCCAUUUGGUGCUGGUCGAUGUGCGCAAGGCUGGCCUUACCGGCGCCAAGGCCGAGUACAUACUCGAGGAGGUGGGCAUCGCGUGCAACAAGAACACCGUGCCCGGCGACAAGUCCGCCAUGAAUCCCUCGGGCAUCCGUCUGGGCACACCCGCCCUGACCACUCGCGGCCUUGCCGAGCAGGACAUCGAACAGGUGGUGGCCUUCAUCGAUGCCGCACUCAAGGUGGGCGCCCAGGCAGCCAAGCUGACCAGCAGUCCCAAGCUGGCCGACUACCACAAGACGCUGGCCGAGAAUGUGGAGCUGAAGGGCCAGGUGGACACGAUCCGCAACAACGUCGCCCAGUUCAGCAGGAAGUUCCCGCUGCCCGGUUUGGAGACCCUAUAGGUUCCCAGCUCCCCAUUUGUUUCGCCUUCUGAUGAUAUAUAUAUACCCUCGAAAAAUCCGUUCCGCUUGCGAAAGUGGAAGUAAAUAGUCGCUAAGCCAUUAAACGCAUUUCAAUUUACAUACCAUA